AUGUCUUCUAAGCGCAACCUCGGUGAAGUCCCGGCCGACGUGCCCACCGGCGAGGACAACGACAACAGCUACGUCUCGCGCUCGGGCCACAAGGGCGAGGAGAUCCCCGUCGUCUCGGACCAGGAGCGCAUCGAGGACCCCAUCGAUGCCGACGUCGCCGACUCUGACGAGCAGCUCGAGCGUGACGACAACGAUGCUAUCGAUACGGACAACAUUAUUGACGAGCGGACCCGCGGUGCCAAGCCUCGUGAGGGCUAUGCCGAGCCCGGUGACGAGGAGGGUCUUCCCGGCCCGGAGGACGGCACCAGCUCGAAUUGA
Messenger RNA from Thyridium curvatum, 318 nucleotides. RefSeq lists its product as uncharacterized. Bases 1 to 318 code for a protein of 105 amino acids. The record is from RefSeq and is a predicted model, not a curated record. Lineage: Eukaryota; Fungi; Ascomycota; Sordariomycetes; Thyridiales; Thyridiaceae. The transcript has 2 exons.